Messenger RNA from Trichomycterus rosablanca, 2002 nucleotides. RefSeq names its product shootin 1 (gene shtn1). Gene Ontology annotation, molecular function: actin binding. Gene Ontology annotation, cellular component: cell leading edge; cytoplasm; axonal growth cone. The transcript has 17 exons. Gene Ontology annotation, biological process: positive regulation of neuron migration; neuron projection morphogenesis. The record is from RefSeq and is a predicted model, not a curated record. Bases 77 to 1678 code for a protein of 533 amino acids. Lineage: Eukaryota; Metazoa; Chordata; Actinopteri; Siluriformes; Trichomycteridae.
GUGAAGCUUCCGGGGUGGUAUUGCUAUACUGCAGCUCAGGUAAAUCAGUGCAUUCGGUUUAUUUUAAUUCGAAUAAAUGGCGACGACUGAAGAAGAAACUCAAAUGUCGGUUAUAUCAGAAUUAUCGGAUCAAGCUCUGCGCCAUUAUGAGGGUCUGCGGAAGGAGCACGAGAAGACCAAACUGGAGUGUAAGAAGCUGAAGCAGGAGAGAGAUGGAGCCCUACAGAAGCUGGGGGAUUUCGAAAGAGUUUCUGAGAGGGUCCUGCAAGAGGUCAGCAGCAUGCAGGAGAACCUGGAGGUGGAAAAGACCUGCAGACAGACGGUGGAGGCUCUGGCAACCAAGCUGAACAGACAGAACCGCUCUCUGAAGAGGAAGAGCAUGAUGUACAUGGCCCACCUGGACGCCACCGUCAUCGCCGAGAUCAACCUGGAUGAGGAUGAUCCUCAGGAGGAGGAGCCUGAUUCCUGUAGCUCCUCCCACUGCCAACUUGUCAUCUCAGACUUGAGGAGUAAAUUAGAGUCGACCCUGGAGGAGAAGAAGCAGGUAUCCAUCAGUCUGGAGACCACAAAGGAGCAGCUGCGCAAAACCAAAGAGGAGCUCCUGCAAGAAAAACAUGAUAAUACUGUUUUGAUUGCCGAAUCGCUCCAACAAAAGAAGCUUUUGGGGAAAUAUAACAGAGUGUCCCGGUAUGCGGUGGAGGAAUACGAGGCCUUGCAGGCUGAUCUGGAGCUGGAGAAGGAUUUGCGUGCCAAGGCGGAGGAUUUCGCCCACAAGAUGCUGGUGGAGCAGAAGAAGCUGAAGAGACAGAGCCAGGCUCUGAUGCAGGGCAUGUCCCCUUCGGAAGCGCUGCAGAACGCCCUGAAAGAGAUCACCUCGCUCACGCACAGACUGGAAACGCAACGCCUGGAACAUCAGCAACAGCUAAAGCGUUUAGAAGAUGAACUGCAGGGCUCGGAGUUGAAGAAGCAGCUGGGAGCGAUGGGGAGGAAGAUUGCAGUGCUGGAGGAGGAGCGCCGAGAGAACAUGGAGAAAAGUUCCAAAAUGGAGACGGAGGCCAAAGAUCUCCGCUUUACUGUGGGGGAACUGCAGAAGAAGCUCCAGCAAGUGUCGAACCCCGUGCCUGCUCCCGCACCUCCUCCACCUCCUCCCCCUCCACCUCCUCCCCCGCCUCCACCUUCAGUGUCCACCAACCCUCUCAGCUCGCUCAUGUCGAUGCUGCGUAAGAAAAAAGCCGUCACCACUGAGAUUUCACUCGUAGAAAAAGACGCACCAGCCAAAGAUCCAGAGAAGGACAUCCGGCAGCAGGCGGUGACGGAGAUGAUGGAAAGGAUUAAAGGAGGCAUUCAGCUCCGGCCAGUCGGCCAAACGGGCAACAGAGCCAGACCGCCUCAGAGAGAGCGAAUACCAUCGGGUUCUGCCAUUCAUGAGCUCAAAGGGAUUUUGAGCUCAGUGAAGCGCCCCUCGCCGUGCCCCUCUCCCCCAGCCAGACCCUCCUCACCAGAACCGCAGUCUGAACUUCAAAAGGCUUUACAGAAACGACGAGGUGCGCUGGAGACGGCCAGCGAUAACGCGGCAUCAUCGCAGGUUUUUCCCAGUAGCGUUCUGGACCUGACCCGAGUGAAACUGGCUCCUACUGGUGCUGCUCAGAGCCCGAACCAUCACACCAUUCAACACUGACAACUCAGCAACUCAGCUGGAGCGAAAUGAAUCGGCACGUUCCGGCCAAUCGGAAUUGAGGAUUCAACAGCGGCGUCGUUUCUGUCUUGUGGGACCGGAGCGUGAUGGAACACAAGCCGUCUGAUCCGUCAGUGUUCUGUUAACUCCUCCGGUUUGAUCACACACGGCAGCUUCACCUCCCUCGUCCGCGCUCAUUAAAAACACAAACAAAAAAUUUUUUGCAUUUUUUUGAUCACAUUUAGCCCAAUAACUCAACACAAUCAGUUCAUGUGACGGCGAAGAGGGGAAACGGUGUCGAAAUAAAAGUGUACAACUGGUGGAUAA